Leishmania braziliensis MHOM/BR/75/M2904 is the source of this 1827-nucleotide messenger RNA. RefSeq names its product glycerol-3-phosphate dehydrogenase (FAD-dependent), mitochondrial. Gene Ontology annotation, biological process: glycerol-3-phosphate metabolic process. Bases 1 to 1827 code for a protein of 608 amino acids. Gene Ontology annotation, cellular component: glycerol-3-phosphate dehydrogenase (FAD) complex; mitochondrion. The transcript has a single exon. Lineage: Eukaryota; Euglenozoa; Kinetoplastea; Trypanosomatida; Trypanosomatidae. The record is from RefSeq and is a predicted model, not a curated record. Gene Ontology annotation, molecular function: glycerol-3-phosphate dehydrogenase (quinone) activity.
AUGGCUGUCACUGCAGCAAAAUACAUUGCCGGCGCCUGUGCGGUCGCCGUUGGUGGCAUAGUGGGCUUCAGUUACACGGACCCCACCUGGACGCGGCGCAGGUUUGACACAAACAAGUGCCCGCCGCUGAAGUACGAGACUGUGCCGACGCGCGAGAUGUGCGUGCAGGCACUGGAGGCGCACAGCGCGUCGACGAACCCGCUUGACGUGCUGAUCAUCGGCGGCGGAUGCGUCGGUGCUGGGUCUGCCCUGGACGCAGUGACGCGCGGCUUGUCAGUCGGCAUGGUAGACAAGGGCGACUACGCUGGUGAGACGAGCAGUCGCAGCACGAAGCUCAUCCAUGGCGGUAUCCGCUACCUGCAGAAGGCUGUUUUUCAGUUGGACCCUAUGCAGCUGAAGCUUGUGGCCGAGGCAUUGCGCGAGCGCACAAUCAUGAUCCACCAAGCUCCCCAUUUGUGCCACAGCCUGCCAACGCUGGUGCCGUGCUAUCACGCGAUCGAUGUUGGCCUGUAUUGGUGUGGUACAAAGAUGUACGACCUCCUGGCCGCUCUCUAUGGCGGCACCCUAGAAUACUCUGGUUUCCUCUUCCCCUACGACGCCAUGAAGGCUUACCCAAAACUGAGGAAGACAGAUCAGGACAACAACGUCCUCCUCGGUGCUGUUCGCUACUAUGACGGGGAGAUGAAUGAUGCCCGGCUCUGCUACUCCGUGGCCAUGACGGCAGCUUGCUACGGCGCCGCUACGGUGAACUACGCCAAGGUCAAACAAAUGGAGGUGAUUAAGGACGAUAAGGGCGAUGAGUUGGUGCGCACCACCAUCGAGGAAACCAUCACGAAGAAGACAAUCAAGGUGUACAGCAAGUCCAUCAUCAAUGCGGGUGGCCCCUUUAGCGGCGAGAUCGAGAAGCUCGCAAAGAGUGGCGAAAAACAGCUUGACAUGUUCCCCGCCUCCGGCACGCACAUCGUGAUUGAUCGCAAGUAUUGCCCAAAGAAGCACGAGGCGAUGGUCGUGCCGUCGAACGACGGCCGUGUCGUCUUUGCUGUUCCGUGGCUCGGCGGCUGCAUGCUUGGCACUACAGACCACAAGUGCGAAGUGCAGUCCAACCCGAUGACGUCGCAGGCGGACGUGGACUUCCUCCUUGAAAACAUAAAGCCCUUCAUCGGCGACGUCCCCCGAGAGGCAGUGAGAUCCGCGUGGACCGGCAUUCGCCCACUCGCAGUUCCAAAGGAACAGAAGCUGAAGGGCGGCGGUACGCAGAACAUCGUGCGUGAGCACGUCAUCGCGGUUGAUCCUCAGUCGCACAUACUGAACAUCACCGGCGGGAAGUGGACAACUUACCGUAAGAUGGCAGAGGAGGCGUUGGACAACCUGCAGAAGACAAUCAUGAAAGACAAGGUUGACUUCAAGCCCUGCUGCACCAUGAAUAUGGUGCUCGUAGGCGCGCGGAAUCUCGAUAAAGUUGCGUCCACUGCCCCCUUGGGCAUCCCCGAGGACGUGCAUAAGCACUGGCGCUCGAACUACGGUGAUCGCUACGAGGAGGUCAUGGCUGUUGCCGCGAAGGACGCUAAACUAAUGAAGCGCCUGGCAAAUGACUCACCGGUGGUCGAAGCCGAGGUUGUCUACGCGGCUCAGAGAGAGCACUGUGAGCACGUCAUGGAUUUCAUCGCCCGCCGCACCCGGAUGGCCUUUGUGAAUGUGGAGCAGGCGGAGCAGGUAGUGCCACGUGUAGCGGAGCUCAUGGGGCAAGUGAAGGGUUGGGCUCGCUCGCAGCGCAACGCCGAGGCGGCCGCCGCCUACUCUGCCCUGGCCUCCUUUAAGGGUACCUAA